AUGCGAGUGUGCACAUAUAAGGCACAUCACCCCCUCUCCGUUAGUCGAUGUGGGAUCUUACAUCAGCAGUUGAAGACGGCGAAGGUCACCUGGGUGACCAACAGUCGUAUCAACAUCGGAUACGACGAGCGACAUCGGGCUGCACUGACGCCGGAGUUGCAUGGCUCCGUGGCCCACGACAUUGGUCACGUCGUGCUUACCUAUUGCCCGAUGCAGUGGAAGUCUUAG
This is a messenger RNA of Prunus armeniaca (apricot), 228 nucleotides long. Lineage: Eukaryota; Viridiplantae; Streptophyta; Magnoliopsida; Rosales; Rosaceae. The record is from the annotation of a GenBank genome assembly.